This is a messenger RNA of Cladocopium goreaui, 1050 nucleotides long. NCBI's taxonomy places the organism in Eukaryota, Dinophyceae, Suessiales, Symbiodiniaceae. The record is from the annotation of a GenBank genome assembly.
AUGUCGCUAACCCCGUUGCCAAGCCAUGUGAAACUGCAGCUUGGAGACGCACGAAGUCUGAAAGGUGGUCUUGGUUUGUCGCGCCGAUCCACCGGAUCCAGCAGACCAUGCUUCACAGGACCAGCAAUCCCAGGCGCUGCUCCUUUCCUGGCGGCGCCCCUGGGGCGCUGGACCCUGCGGGCAGGGAGGCGGCCCGGAAUGGAAGGGGUGCCAAUCUUCAAUCAGUUGCGUGAAAUGUGGCGAAGGAAACUGAAGCUUUGUGCCGUGCUGUCUGUGCUGAUGGCUACACUUUGGCUAUGGCAGGGGUAUCAAGGUUGGACAAAUCUCAGCACUUUCAAUGCUACACAGCCGUGGUACAGACGUUUGCCAGGCUCCACGGCCAUUGAAAGUUGGCUCCUGGGAACCCAUCCGGUGGUUAUGGCGCACGGACAUGCCCUGGCAGUCACCAAAAGCACCUUGCAGAGAGACUUUGCAAUGGACACGCGUUUGGUUGAUGAAGGGCAAUUGCAUCGAUUGCUCACUGCCUGCUUUUUGCACAACAGCGUCUUUCAUAUUCUCUUCAACCUGGGUUAUUUGUACACCGUGGCACCUUUGGAAGUGGGUUGCCGCGGUGCCUUUUUGAGCACGUUCCUCAUAUCUGGCAUCGUUGGCAAUCUGGCCUUCCUACACUUUGGAGAGGCACGUUAUGCCGUAGGUGCCUCUGGUGGUUUGUGUGGACUCAUAGGCUUCGAGUUGGUCUCGCUGCUGCGUUCCCGGAAGGUCCGUGAAUUCAAAGUCCUGCUACGGUCGACCUUCGGAAUGCUCAUCAUGGGUCUCUUCCUCCCAGGUUGCGCCAACACCUGUCACGUGGGAGGUUUGCUCUGUGGCUUCGCAGUAGCUCUGCUGGUGGCGCGGCGCAGUGGCUACCGCGCGCCUCUCCUACCGUGGCCCUUUCUGCUGGCGCUGCUGGCGCUGAUGCCGUUCGGGCGACGCUUCCUGUCGGCUCUGAUGCAAGCCUUGCUGGUUGCAUUCCAGCACCCAGGAGCUUUGGGACGUGGAUAUGUGAUUUGA